GUUUUUUUUCAAUUUAGGUCCCUUCCUAAAUUCACCUUAUCUCUUCAUUUUAUCAUCGCAUUCCGCGGAGUCUUUCUAAGGCCAAGGGAGGCUAACAAGGAAGGAAGCAAUAACGAGGGUUAAUUCGUUUCUGGAAUUAUGUGGAUUUAAAUAGAGGGAUUAAUUAUUUAAUUAACCGCGUGCAACGUUAUAGUUAGUCUUGCGCUUCAACUUUCAAAUUUGCGAGAUAAGCCAAUCUCGGGAUAAUGGAGAAAGUUUUUUUGCGGGCAAGCGAGAGGAGUAACCGUUACGCCACGAUGCAAAAUAUAAAAAAAAAAAAAUAAUGAUACUCCAGUGCCGAAUUUUUCUCGCCGUGUACCAACGACGUAAUGAUCGAGCUAUCCACUGUGUGCACUGUCACUUUCGUUUGCUCCGAAAGAAAAGAUACAACGUUCGUUCGUUCCUCAUGUGAAAAAUUAGAACGAAUUCGUAUGUGUUUUUUUUUUUUUUUUUUUAAUUCAUAAAUGCCGAUUGAUUCAAAAAGUGCGCGUGCCGCCAAGUUUAUUUAUCACUAUCGAUCUUUCACGCCGUCGAUACGAUUCUCGUACCUGCGAUGUAUGGUGCGGUGCUAGGCAGAAUGACGUAAUGUAAUGAGGUGAUCCGAGUCAGCACCUCCGGUUUAGGUAUCACGUGUUCCGAUACGCGCAAUACUUUUCGAUUUGGUACUCGAAUGCGUAGCGACCGCUCGUGAAACAUCAUUUGUCCUUUGACAUUUGACAAAUAACAAGGAUAGAAUGGUUCCACGGGCGUAAAUCGGAAUGCGGCCUUUUCGCGGGAUCCAGGAUGCACCUCCGAUCGCGGCGAGACAAGUGCAUUCCUCCGGCCGGCUCGCGUCUUUUCCCGGCGUUCGCGUCAUUCUGCGUCCCCAGUGCCUGUCACGUAUCCGUCAUCUGACAUCAUCUGACAGAAUCCCGCGAUCGCGGAAUCUUAAUGAAACGACAGCACUGGUUUUCUGCUCGCAGGUUACGAAGCGUGGUCAAUCGCAUGAGCCGGUCCAAUAUCGGUCUGCAUAAUCUAAGGGAGGAAGACAGCCAAUUUCGCUUUCCAGAAAGAGGCGCCGGCGACCUGGGGAAAGAUGUCGACGGCUCUACUCGCCGUGUUCGCCGUGAUUCUGUGUAUCCUGUUCAGGAUAUUGAACGUGAACAGCGCUCCGCAGAGGCCUCUCCUCGUCUGCAAGGACCAGUCCUUCCUGUCAACGAUACUCAAAAUCGCGCCGGUCAUCGCCGAGCCAUACAAGCCAACAAGAUUGUGGGGUUUCAGCGGCCACGUACAAACUAUUGUCCACAGCAUUGUAGGGCGUGUUCGGUGCCCUUGGCCCAUUGGAGAACGCGUAUACAUCGGUCUUCCCGACGGGACCACCCUUACGUACGAUCUCUAUCAACCGUUGACUAAUGGACACGAAGAUGAUAUAACGAUAGCUAUCUGUCCUGGUAUUGGUAACAGCUCGGAGAGUGUAUAUAUCAGGACGUUCGUGCACUUCGUGCAAUGUCAUGGUUAUCGGUGCGCAGUACUUAAUCACGUCGGAGCCCUUUCUAGUGUCAAGAUCACGGCACCAAGGAUAUUCUCUUACGGUCACACGGAUGAUUAUAACACGAUGUUACAAAAUCUGAUAGAAAAACAUCCUAAUACCAGAAUAGUUUGUAUCGGAUAUAGUUUAGGCGGCAAUCUAGUAACAAAAUACCUAGGAGAACGUGGUUCCAAUAAAUUGCCUAACAUUAUAGGAGGGAUAUCGGUUUGUCAAGGAUACAAUGCUCUCAAGGGAACGAAGAUUUUACUAAACUGGCAGAACUUUAGACGUUUUUAUCUGUAUGUAAUGACAGAAUCGAUGAAGAAUCUUAUACUUAAGCACAAAAACAUGCUUUUGUCCGAAGAUGUAAAAAAGAGGUGUAAUUUAAAUGAGCAUGAUAUAAUUUCUGCGGCGACAUUACCCGAAUUGGAUGAAGCAUAUACAAGGAAGGUACACAACUUUAGAUCUGUACAAGAGUUGUACAAGUGGAGUAGUUGCGUUUUUUAUUUAGACAAUAUUACAACACCAAUGGUAUUCAUCAAUGCAUUAGAUGAUCCCAUUGUACCGGAGGUGUUGUUAAAUCCAAUAAAAGCUCACGCGGCAAAUCACUUAAACACGUUAUAUGUGGAGUUAGCUCACGGAGGUCACUUAGGCUUUUACGAAGGAGGUCUUUUGUAUCCAAAUCCUAUAACAUGGCUAGAUCGAACGCUAGUGUCUCUCGUAGGAUCUCUGACUCUGGCACACGCGGACAAGGCUCUCAAAGCCUCUUAACCCAAUUUAGUUCAUUUAACGUAUUCAUAUUAUCGGACGUUAAUCGAUCACGUGUCACACACAUUCUGAUCUUAUUGUGAGAUCUGCGAACACUAUGCACAUGAUCCACGUUUGGAUAAUCAGAAUGAUUUACAACAAGCCUGCAAUGAGAAUGGAAACAGUAGAUUAUAAACUAAUAAAAAUAUCUGAUACAUUCUUUGAUCAUUUCAAAAGUGAAAUGAUAAUUUCAAAGUGAAAUAGACAGAAUUUUUCACAAA
Messenger RNA from Pogonomyrmex barbatus (red harvester ant), 2574 nucleotides. It is a transcript of the gene Hydr2, whose product is annotated as abhydrolase domain-containing protein 2. Lineage: Eukaryota; Metazoa; Arthropoda; Insecta; Hymenoptera; Formicidae. Gene Ontology annotation, cellular component: sperm plasma membrane; sperm flagellum. The record is from RefSeq and is a predicted model, not a curated record. Gene Ontology annotation, biological process: steroid hormone receptor signaling pathway; medium-chain fatty acid catabolic process; sperm capacitation. Gene Ontology annotation, molecular function: acetylesterase activity; monoacylglycerol lipase activity.